AUUAUAGUACUCAGAAAUUUUGAACCACCUGCUUAAAAGAUGAGUCUAUACUUCGUCACUUAUCACGCAGAUGGCGCUCACAACUCCCUCUAUUUACUUUCAUUUUGUGAUUCUUUCUUGAGCGAUUUCUUUUCGGAUCGUUUGUUCUUAACAAAAAUAUAAUUGCUCAAGUUUUUAAGUAAUAAUUAUUGCGUUACUUUGAUAUUUCAUCGCCAUGAGUAAACGUAUACGAUAAAAAAGGAGUUAAAGAUUUAAGAAAAUUUCCCGACGAAGAUCGUUGGAAAUUUCCUGACUUAGAUGACACUUCAAUGUUAUGUGUGCGUUGUCGAUUCCGUGUCAAAGAAUAUAUUCCGCCGGCAUCAGAGGAAGAGGAAAUUAUUUCAAGUCAAAUUAGUGUUGAAAGUCUGAGUAUAUCAGCUGAAAUUUGUACUCAAGGAAGCAGUUUAUCUCGAACUGUCAGUAAUUUUAGCGACAAUCUAUGUGAUUACAAUGAUCAUUCUUUAGAGCGAUUUUUGAAAAUUCCUCUUAUUGAAAAAGACAGGUUAUAUUCUGAAAAAAAUUAUGGAGUAAAAAAACUUGAUGAGAGCUAUGCUGCCCUAGAGAAUAAGUUCCAAUCACAAUUUGGAAUAGUACCUGAAUCUACCUACAGAAAGAUUAAUCAAGAUCAUUGUUCCAUGAUAGCUAAAGUGAAGAAAUUAUAUAACCCUGAAAGUGACAAAUCAAUAAAAAAGAAGCUGCUUUCAAUUUUACCCGACAGUUGGGAAGUCAGUUGUAUAGCAUCUGAAUUUAACUGUUCUCGAAAAAUGGUACUGAACUUAAAAAUGAUAUCAGUGAAUCUGAGAAUGUUGAUUUAGACUCUGGUGAAAUGACUACUAAUACUUUGAAUCCCACAAAAGUUCCAGGCAAUCAUCCGCUUAAGUUAGAUGUAAAAAAACUUGUCAUUGAUUUUUAUGAAAGCGAAGAAAACUCAAAACAAUUAGCGGGCAUGAAAGAUUUUAAAUCUGUGAAGGAUUGUGAUGGAAAUCGAACUAGGGUACAAAAAAAGUUGAUUCUUUGUAAUUUAAAAGAAUUGUACCAAAGCUUCAAAGCGCAAUAUAAUUCAGUGGCAAUCGGAUUUUCUAAAUUCGCUAGUUUGAGGCCUACUUAUUGUAUUCUUGCUGGAAGUAGUGGUACACAUGUCGUAUGUGUUUGUACUAUUCAUCAAAAUGUAAAAUUGAUGUUAGAAGGAUGUAAUUUUCCAAAAUUUGCGAAAAACACCGAUUGGGUUGUCGAAUCUCAGCCAAUUUACAAAAAUUUAUUAAAUAAAUUAGUUUGUAACAAUCCAAAAGAAUCGUGCUUUUCCAGAAUGUGCAAUAGUUGUCCAAAUAAUGAAGAAAUCGCUGAUUAUUUUCGUGUGUCGUUUAAUGAAUCUGAUGUUAAUGAAAUCCAAUAUAAAAUGUGGACAUCAACAGACCGUUGUACUAUUGUGAAUGUUACUUCAGAUUCCGAAGACUUCAUCGAGACUUUAGUGACGCAACUUGAUAAGCUUUUGAAACAUGAUUUUAUUGCGAAAACACAAAGUCGAUUUUUUUCUGAUACAAAACUAAAUUUAAAGAGCGGGGAAUUCGCCGUAGUAUUUGACUUUGCGGAAAAUUAUGCAUUCGUUGUGCAGGAAGCAGCUCAAGGCUUUCAUUGGAACAAUGAUCAAGCUACUAUAUUUCCAAUGGUGAUUUAUUAUAACGAAAAUGAUACUAUUAAGCAUUUGAGCUUUGUUGGUAUUUCAGAUUGUCUUAAGCACGACACAGUUUUAAUUUAUUUAUUUCAAGAGCAAUUGAUUGCCUUUCUUAAAAAGAAGUUUGCUGUCAUCAAUACGAUUUUUUACUUCUCUGAUGGAGCCCCACAACAAUUCAAAAACAAGAAAGUAUUUACAAACUUAUGUUAUCAUUAUGCUGACUUCGAAAUCAACGCUGAGUGGCAUUUUUCUGCAACUGCCCAUGGCAAAGGACCAUGCGAUGGUCUUGCGGGUUCAUUAAAACGAUAUGCUGCUAGAGCUUCAUUACAAAUGAACAAUAAAGAGCAUAUACUGAAACCACAAGAUUUGUUUUCCUGGGGAACGAAAAAUUUUACAAGCGUUGACUUUAUUUUUAUAGCUAAUGACGAUUAUUUAAUAAAAAAAAAUGUGUUAGACGUACGAUAUUCUCAAUCGAAAACGGUGAAAGGUACACAGUCAUUACACACUUUUGUGCCUUUAAAAGAUGAAAUUGGUUAUGCUUUCAUUAAAACUGUGUCCACAUCUCAAAAAAGUUCAAAAAUAAAAGUAUUUUAAUUAUAAUGAA
This is a messenger RNA of Cotesia glomerata, 2315 nucleotides long. RefSeq lists its product as uncharacterized. Bases 866 to 2305 code for a protein of 479 amino acids. The transcript is spliced from 5 exons. The record is from RefSeq and is a predicted model, not a curated record. Lineage: Eukaryota; Metazoa; Arthropoda; Insecta; Hymenoptera; Braconidae.